AUGACCGCAGAUGAGACAGAUUAGAGAAAUCAUAAAAUUUCAUUACCAUCAUUAGUAAACAUGAGAAAGGCAGAAUUUAAUUCUAUGGAGAAUAGUAAUUAUGGAAUUAAAUUAGUCGAAUAACCGAUCUCAAUACUCAAUUAAGGGAAUGGGUAACGAAUUCCAAAUCGGUUACCUAAACUGGAAAAUAGAAAUGAAAUUUCUAAAUCUAAAUAUGAAAUUUAAUUGAACCAAACUCCAAGAGAUGAGGAGCAGAAGAAACAAAAGCAGAAACAAAAGAAAACGUCAUUUACACCUGAAUAAAGAAUAUCUGAAAGUCCUGAAAAGAAUAUCACUUAUCAUAAAAAGAAAGGAGGAGCAAAAUAAUGGCAAGGAUUUAAAUUUGUUCAUAAAACUAAAGCUGGUUGCUAAGUCAAUAAAUAAACAAAGACAAAUCAAGAUGCAGCCAUUGUCUUUCCAUCUAAUAUUGAGAGUUAAAAUUGUGGGUUAAUUGGAAUUUGUGAUGGCCACGGAGUAAAUGGACAUUUUGUCUCAGAUAUUAUCAAAUAAAGAUUACCAAUCUAUUUGGAGUUCUAAUUAUAAUCAUAAAAUCCAGAUAUGGAAGAAUGCUUUAAAAAUGCCUUUGAAUUAACAAAUUCAGAGAUUCUUUAAAGUUCAUUUGAUACAGCACUCUCUGGGUCGACUACAGUCAUAGCUAUGAUUCAAUAAAACUAAUUAUGGACAGCCAAUGUUGGGGAUUCCAGAGCUAUAUUGUGUAGAAAUUGCAAUGGUUGGAGAUCAAUACCAAUAACAAGAGAUCAUAAACCAUCAGAUGAGUCUGAAAAGCAAAGAAUUCUUUAAGCUGGUGGGAGGAUUCAAACUUCAAGAGGUGAUCUAAAAAUAAUGAGAUAUUAUAUAGAUUUCUUUGGAAAUAAUGUGGGUCCAGAAAGAGUUUGGCUCUCUUACAUUGAUGCUCCUGGUUUGGCCAUGACUAGAAGUAUGGGAGAUAAAAUAGGAGCAUAGGCUGGAGUCAGUAGCAUUCCUGAAGUAUUUCAAUUCACCUUGUCACAAAAUGAUAAAUUCCUAGUUAUUGCUUCUGAUGGAGUAUGGGAGUAUUUAUCAAAUGAGGAAGUCAUGAAUAUCGUGGUUCCUUAUUAUGAGAAGGGAGAACUUGACUAGGCAGGGGAGAAAUUAAUGAUGGAAGCGAUUAACUCUUGGAAGUUGAACAGUCCUGGAAGAGAUGAUAUAACUUUUAUUAUUGUAUAAUUAAAUAAUUGA
Messenger RNA from Paramecium tetraurelia, 1257 nucleotides. RefSeq lists its product as uncharacterized. NCBI's taxonomy places the organism in Eukaryota, Ciliophora, Oligohymenophorea, Peniculida, Parameciidae. Gene Ontology annotation, biological process: protein dephosphorylation. The transcript has 4 exons. The record is from RefSeq and is a predicted model, not a curated record. Gene Ontology annotation, molecular function: protein serine/threonine phosphatase activity.